AUGUGCCUCUGUACUCUGCUCCUGAUGUCUCUAUUAGCCUGCAUGGUUUUGGGACACCCAUCCUCACCACCUGUGGUGAACACUGUGCAUGGCAAAGUCCUGGGGAAGUACGUCAGCCUAGAAGGCUUCCCACAGCCUGUGGCCAUUUUCCUGGGCGUCCCCUUUGCCAGGCCCCCUCUUGGAUCCCUGAGGUUUGCUCCACCACAGCCUGCAGAGCCAUGGAGCUUCGUGAAGAACGCCACCUUCUACCCGCCCAUGUGUUCCCAAGAUGCAGCAGAAGGACAGAUGAUCCAUGACCUCUUCACCAAUAGAAAGGAGAAAAUUCAUCUUGAGUUUUCUGAAGACUGUCUGUACCUGAAUAUUUAUACUCCCGCUGACUUGACGAAGAACAACAGGCUUCCGGUGAUGGUGUGGAUCCAUGGAGGUGGACUCGUGUUGGGUGGGGCAUCAACCUAUGAUGGAAUGGCUCUCUCUGCCUAUGAAAAUGUGGUGGUGGUGACCAUUCAAUACCGCCUGGGCAUUUGGGGAUUUUUCAGCACAGGGGAUGAACACAGUUUGGGGAACUGGGGUCACUUGGACCAGGUGGCUGCAUUGCGCUGGGUCCAGGACAACAUUGCCAACUUUGGAGGGAACCCAAGCUCUGUGACCGUCUUCGGAGAGUCAGCAGGAAGCGAAAGUGUCUCUGUUCUUGUGCUGUCUCCUUUGGCCAAGAAUCUCUUCCACAGGGCCAUUUCUGAGAGUGGCGUGACCCUGGCUUCUGUUUUUUUUAUGAAGGAUGCUGGGCCAGUGACUGAGCAAAUUGCUGCUACUUCUGGGUGCAAAGCCACCCCAUCUCCUGUCCUGGUUCACUGCCUACGCCAGAAGACAGAGGACCAGCUCUUGGAAGUCACAAAGAAAAUGAAUCUUUUAAAGCUUAUUUUGAAAGAAGGUACUCCAAAGAGCUACCCCUUUUUGCCGACUGUGAUUGAUGGAGUGGUACUGCCAAAGGCACCAGGAUAGAUUCUGGCUGAAAAGAAUUUCAACACUGUCCCCUACAUCGUGGGCAUCAACAAGCAAGAGUUUGGCUGGUUUCUGCCAACAAUGAUGGAAUUUCCACCCCCUGAAGUCAAGCUGGAUAAGAAAACGGUGAUGUUACUUCUGAAUGAGUCUUCUUAUGUUUUUGGUAUCUCUGAAGAUAUUAUUCCAGCUGCCACCGAGAGGUAUUUAGGAGGCGUAGAUGACCCUGUCAGAAAUAGAGACCGGUUCCUGGAGUUGAUCGGGGAUGUGUUGUUUGGUGUCCCAUCUGUGAUCACGUCCCGUGGCCACAGAGAUGCUGGAGCCCCAACCUAUAUGUAUGAGUUUCAGUAUCACCCAAGCUUCUCAUCAGAAUUGAAACCCAAGACUGUGAUGGGAGAUCAUGGAGAUGAGAUUUACUCCGUCUUUGGUGCCCCAAUUUUAAGAGAUGGUACCUCAGAAGAGGAGCUCAACCUCAGCAAGAUGGUGAUGAAAUUCUGGGCCAACUUUGCUCGGAACGGGAACCCCAAUGGGAAGGGGCUGCCUCAUUGGCCACAGUAUGACCAGAAGGAAGGGUACCUGCAGAUUGGUGCCACCACCCAGCCAGCCCAGAAGCUGAAAGACAAGGAGGUGGCUUUCUGGACUGAGCUCCAGGCCAAGAAGCCAUCCCAGAGAGAACAUACUGAGCUGUGAAUGGAAAUUUCCACAAGCUGUGGGAGACCAGAAGAGCCAAGACGAGGCUACCCCAUUGAAGGUGCUUGUUGGCCAGAGAUGGAUCUUUGAGGAGAUUGGAGAAUUCUCUUGUGGGGAUGGACAGAAGCCAAGGAAGGAAAAUGUUUGUACCUGUGAGCUCAAUUUGAAGAAUAAACAUUCAUCUUUAGAUUAAA
Molecule: messenger RNA, 1880 nt
Organism: Nannospalax galili (Upper Galilee mountains blind mole rat)
Lineage: Eukaryota; Metazoa; Chordata; Mammalia; Rodentia; Spalacidae
Product: carboxylesterase 1E-like
Exons: 14
Biological process (GO): lipid catabolic process
Cellular component (GO): lipid droplet; endoplasmic reticulum
Molecular function (GO): carboxylic ester hydrolase activity
Source: RefSeq, a predicted model, not a curated record